Molecule: messenger RNA, 1390 nt
Organism: Eurytemora carolleeae
Lineage: Eukaryota; Metazoa; Arthropoda; Copepoda; Calanoida; Temoridae
Product: sodium/potassium-transporting ATPase subunit beta
Exons: 10
Coding region: 48-1046 (332 amino acids)
Biological process (GO): intracellular sodium ion homeostasis; potassium ion import across plasma membrane; sodium ion export across plasma membrane
Cellular component (GO): sodium:potassium-exchanging ATPase complex
Molecular function (GO): ATPase activator activity
Source: RefSeq, a predicted model, not a curated record
GGGGAGCCUCCUCCAGUGCGCCCUACAUCUGCACCAAGAUCACAACCAUGGCGGGGGGAGACGGCAAGGACAAGAAGGUUGAACAGACUGAAUAUAAGUUUGCAACGAAACCCGUGGAGAAGACAGGAUGGGAGGGGUUCACCACGUUUCUCUGGAAUUCAGAGACCAGCGAGUUCUUGGGCAGAACCGGAAUGAGCUGGCUUAAGAUUGGUGUCUUCUAUAUUAUAUACUACGCCUUCCUCGCCGGGUUUUUCAUGGGAAUGCUCUGGAUCUUUUAUCAGACUUUAGAUAUGAAGGAACCAAGAUGGUUAAAUUCAAACGGAAUCAUUGGAUCAAAUCCAGGGGUCGGGUUCAGGCCCAUGCCGCACACCAAUGAUAUUGAAUCUACCCUGGUCUGGUUCAGACACGGAGAAGAUAAUGGAAACUGGGAACCAUGGGUCGAGAGAUUAGAAAAAUUUCUCAAGGAUUAUAAGAACGACACAGUAACCAGCGACAUGGUGGAUAGAGUAGAGUGCGGAGAACUGGCUUCAAGGCCACCCGGAAAUAACCAGAUAUGCAAGAUUAAUAGAGAAGAACUGUUCCAAGGUGACUGUACAGCUGAAAACCAUUAUGGAUAUAAGAAUGGUCAGCCUUGUAUUCUCAUUAAACUAAACAAGAUAUAUGGCUGGGUGCCAGAGAUCUAUAACGUCAGUAAAAACAAUCUGCCAGAGAAAUUCCCCGCCAGCAUCAAGAAGGCUAUGGAGGAAAAUGUUAAGAACGAUAAGGACGCCUUGAACAACAAGGUGUGGAUUGAGUGCAAAGGUGAGAAUCCUGCAGAUGUAGAGAAUGCUGGGGAACUGAUAUACUAUCCUGAUCAGGGAGUAUCGGCAAACUACUUCCCGUAUCGGAAUCAGGGAGGAUAUCUGAGCCCUGCUAUCUUUAUCCAACUCACGAACCCAAAGAAAGGUGUCAUGAUUGCUAUUGAGUGCAAAGCUUAUGCCCAGAACAUCGUGCACGAUUCCAUGGAGAGAAGAGGGCUGGCACAUUUCGAGGUGAUGAUUGAUUAAGUGAUUAGUUGAGGUGUAGUCAAUGGUUAGAUAACUGGCGGUACAACUCGUUCCAGAAUUUGAAACAAAAUGGCGCCGGUUAGCCACGCCGUAGUUUCAAAUAAUGACGCUAGAAGGUGCUAGUGCUGCUAGUGUAUUUUGUGAAUAAACAAUUGCCAGUUUGCAACCAGUAGUGUUAAACAUAUAAGAAAAGGCAGCUCAAACCACAUUUGAGAAAUUAGAUCUUAAAGUUUUGAAACUAUGUUGUGUUUUAUGCAAUAUAGUUAGGAAUUUUAGCAAAAGUUUUAUUAUUUUCAACAUGUUGAAUGUUAAAUCCACCCCGUUCAAUAAACGCUAUAUUAUUA